This is a messenger RNA of Lactuca virosa, 591 nucleotides long. NCBI's taxonomy places the organism in Eukaryota, Viridiplantae, Streptophyta, Magnoliopsida, Asterales, Asteraceae. The record is from the annotation of a GenBank genome assembly.
AUGUGUGAGCGGGCUACGGAUAGAGCGGUUUAUGCUCGUAUUCUCAUUGAAAUGUCGGCUAAUGCUCCUUGGGCUAAAGAAAUAAAAAUCAAAGCGUUCACGGCUAAAGGCGCAACCUCUACCUCCCUCCGUGUGGAGUACUCUUGGAACCCUAAGAGAUGUGACCAUGCAAAAAGUUUGGUCACGACCACGCCACUUGCCCUUCUCACUAGCCCUCCCGUCCAAAAGACGGCCACGCCCAUUCCGAAAGAUGUUGACAAAGAAGGUUUUGAAACGGUCAAAAGAAGAACUAGAGCAAUUCCUAUCCCUAAAAAGAAGGUUCAAACCGAUAAUCGUAAAGAUAAAGGGCCCGCUCUAAAGAUCGCUCAAGUCUACAAGCCAAUCAUCGUGAUCCUAAGAAAAGAAUGUGUCGUCCAACAUUUUGAUACUCUCUCGCAUCAAAGAACUAACGACACUGAAGAUGAUUCUACAUCCCUCCUGUCACCCUCCCAAGAGAUACCCUCCAAUCUUCCGAUACACAUCCGAUUUCCUCUCACGGUGGCCAUAUCUCUUCUCCAGUUGACCAGGAUUGAUGUUUUAGGUCUUGUUUAG